Arvicola amphibius (Eurasian water vole) is the source of this 3084-nucleotide messenger RNA. RefSeq names its product leucine rich repeat neuronal 4 (gene Lrrn4). Gene Ontology annotation, molecular function: protein binding. The record is from RefSeq and is a predicted model, not a curated record. Lineage: Eukaryota; Metazoa; Chordata; Mammalia; Rodentia; Cricetidae.
AUGGGCGGUCUUUCCCUAGAGACUCGACUGCAGUGGAACGCUGUUGCUGCUGCUGAUGGUGCGGAGCCAGAGCCUGGCGGGGACUUUCCCAGUAGAAACGAUCCCCCUCUUCCGACUCACUCAUCUGUGGACCCUGGGACAACCACAAACAGCCACACCACUGACUCGCCCUGCCAGGGGCUCCCCUCCGCGGGAGCCACGAGCCUGACCCUGGCAAACCGGAGCUUGGAGCGCUUGCCCGGCUGCCUGCCACACACGCUGCGCAGCCUCGACGGCAGUCACAACCUGCUGCGAGCCUUCGGCGGGCCUGAGUUCAGUCGCCUGCCCGAGCUGCGCGUGCUCACCCUGAACCAUAACCCGCAUUUUCCACGCUGCACUGGGGCCACGGCAUGCCGGCCGGGCUCAGUCGAGCUCGACCUCAGCCACAACCUACUGGCCGCGCUGCCCCCCUGCGCCGGGCUCCCGGUGAGCAACCUGCGCUCCGCUUGCUGGCCGGGGAACCCACUGCGGGGCGUUUACAGGUCACGGACCUUCGCAUGCUUCCCGGAGCUGCGGCUGCUCAACCUCUCCUGCAGCGAGCUGGGGCACAUUGCCCACCAGGCAUUUCCCGGGAGGACUGCGGGGCCCCUGGCGGCGCUGGAGGUCUUGGACCUGAGCGGCACGCGCCUCGAGCGAGGUGAUCUGGGUGGAUUCAGAGACCUGCCACAGCUCAAGUCCCUCUACCUGAGAAAGAUGCCCAGGCUGAAGACACUAGAGGGAGACAUUUUCAAGAAGACUCCCAACCUGCAACACCUGGAUUGUCAAGAAUCCCCAGCGCUUACUUCUGUCAACACAGAGAUCUUUCAAGACACACCUUGUCUACAAGUCCUUCUGUUGCAGAACUGCAACUUGAGUUCCUUUGGUCCUUGGAUUGUGAAUUCCUCCCAGAUCUUAUCUGUUGGCCUCUUUGGCAACCCUCUCACUUGCAGCUGUGAACUGGCUUGGCUUCUCGAGGAUGCAAACAAGACAGCCUUAUACAGGGCACUAGAUACCAUGUGUAAGCCGGCUCCAGGAUCCGAGGGCCCCUUCUCUGGCCCUCUCUCCCUCUCCCAGCUGUCUACGGUGUGCAGGUCAGACCAAAGCACCACCCUCCUGGCUUUGAACCCGCCCCACUUUGAUCAUCCAGUUUCUACACCACGGACACAGGGGCCUUCCACUGGACAGAGCACGGCCCUGUCUGCUCAGCCUGGAGGAAGCCAACAAAAUAUCACUAAGGUCUCUUCCCACACUGUGGCUUCUCUUACACAAGGGUCACGGAUGCAUAGCGAUACUUCAGAGGAAGCUACCCAGGCCACUGCUGAUGCUGUUCACAGCCCCUCCAGGGCUCUGCCUGGUGCUGCCAGCACCGGGGCAGAACAGAUAGCCACACGUAUCCCUGAGCCCAGUAUCUCACCUGCCUCCACCACACUGCCCGGCAAACACCUCGGACCCUGGCCUACUUCACCAAACCCCAGGAGCGUCUCUCAGACCAACCAGAGGACACAAGCCACCACCAGGGUUCUCCGCACACGUCCUCCACAGGACGAGAUUCCAGUCUUGCUGUUAGAUGACGACAGUGAGGAAGAGGAGGGGACUCAGCAUCAGGUGGCAGCCCCUCACCAGGAUGUAUCUUGCGAUUACCACCCCUGCAAGCAUCUGCAGACCCCAUGUGCAGAGUUGCAGAGGCACUUCAGAUGCCGCUGCCCUGGCCUCAGCGGGGAAGACAGCAUCCCAGACCCUCCCAAGCUGCAGGGGGUUUCAGAGAUGACUGACACAUCGAUGCUCGUCCACUGGUGUGCCCCCAACUCAGUGGUGCACUGGUACCAGAUCAGCUACUUGGCAGAAGGAGGAUCUGGGAACCAGUCAGUAGCAGACAUCUACGCUACAGCCAGGAACACCCCUUUGUACAAGCUAUCACCAAGCACCGACCUACCAUUUUGCGUACAGGCAGCCAACAGGGCUGCUGAGCCAGCCACAGACUUCAGCUGGAAGAGGUCAUGUGCUACCACCUUCACAACCAAGCCCAGCUCUGUGGUCAUCUUCUGGGCACUGUGUACUCCACCUCCAGCGGCCCUGUUACUGGUUAGCACCCUCGUGCUGUCUGUGUGUCUCUGGAGACAGCGCUGGAGGCCACACAGGCAGUUCUGUGACACUGACCUGGUGGCCUUCAAAAACCCGGCCAGGGCUGAGGAAGUAACUCAGUGGUAGUGACUUACCCAUGCGCAAGGUCUUGGGUUUAUCCCCAACAUCAAAAUCAGACACAUUUGAGGCCUUGGAUUAAUCUCUAGCAGCCAAAUGAAACAACAGACCAGCCUCUGACCACCUGCUGAGGCUCCAGACCUGCAAUUAUCCCAGCUUCUUUUUUCCAAUCAAACAUCUGCAUGCAGAAAUUAUGAUCUAAUGCCUAAAACAACCACAAGUUCUACAUUCCCCAAAGCCUAGACGUGGUCUUUCUGUGCAGCCCAUACUGGUCUCAAACUCAGGACCCUUCUGCCUCUCUCUCCAAAUGCUGGGGUUACAAGAGUUUGGAGAGGAAGCAAAAUUGAACCCACAAACAGUGCUUAUUUCUAUUGUAAUAAAAAAUUGUUUGAAUCCAUCUCUGUCUCCAGAACAGGUUGCAGCACCAAAACAUCAUUUGCAGAAAUAGCAAGCGAUCCUAGCUGGACCCGAAUAUGAAACACGCUAUAUACUUGGGAGUGACUAAGUUAUUCAAGCAUGUUUUCAACAUGCUAACAUAUAGCCCUAGUUUCACCAAAUAUAUGCCCAAGAGAAUUGGAGUAGGCAUUUGAAAGAUCUUCCCUAGAUCCUGCUUUAAAGCUACAAGAGUCAAACAUGUGAAUGAGUAUUGUCCUAAGUAAUUAAACGGCCCCAGUUGUUCUUAGCCUACACUUAAGGAUGAGUCUAUCCUAUGCAGACACUGAGGUAAGUUUGUCAAUCAGCAUACACAAAUGAAUACCCUAGUAUUCUCAUUCAAAUACAGCUCUAGUAUAUUUUUAAAGAUGAACGAAUGCUGGCCAAUAGUGGCGCACACCUUUAAUCCCAGCACUUGGGAGGCAGAGGCAGUUG